Molecule: messenger RNA, 2880 nt
Organism: Pelmatolapia mariae (spotted tilapia)
Lineage: Eukaryota; Metazoa; Chordata; Actinopteri; Cichliformes; Cichlidae
Product: Fc receptor-like protein 5
Exons: 18
Coding region: 89-2581 (830 amino acids)
Biological process (GO): cell surface receptor signaling pathway
Cellular component (GO): plasma membrane
Molecular function (GO): transmembrane signaling receptor activity
Source: RefSeq, a predicted model, not a curated record
AUCUAUAUUAAACACAACUUCUCCUUUUUCUGCAAAGUAAAACUGUUUGAUUUUCUGUGGAUCAGAGUGCAGCAGGCUGGAUGUGACGAUGGGGCACUCUUUGCUCUGCAUGAUGGGCUUUUUCUUGCUCAGUACAGUCAUCUGUGGAAAUGCUGAAGUUCCCAUUAAGCCCACUGUGACUGUGCAGCCAUUCUGGACUCAGAUAUACAGAGGUGAGACAGUCACUGUCAGAUGUGAGAUUCAGGGAGGUGAAGGAGCUCAGUGGACGUAUGAAUGGAGUCCAGCCAACUUAAACACACCUCCAACAUCCAAUGAAUACAGAAUCAUCACAGUUACUGAGUCUGACAGUGGAGGAUACAGCUGCUUAGGUAGAAGAAACUCCUCCUGGACAGAGUGGAGUAAUGUCAUCACAUUGAGAGUAAUAGCUCCUCCUGAGCCAACUGUGACCCUGCAGCCAUCGGGGACUCAGAUAUACAGCAGUGUGAUAUACAGAGGUGAGACAGUCACUGUCAGAUGUGAGAUUCAGGGAGGUGAAGGAGCUCAGUGGACGUAUGAAUGGACUCCAGCCAAGUUAAACACACCUCCAUCAUCCAGAGAAUACACAAUCAGCGGUGCUACUAAGUCUGAUGGUGGAGGAUACAGCUGCCGGGGCAAAAGAGACUCGUCCUGGACAGAGUGGAGUAAAAGCAUCACAUUGACUGUAUUAUCUCCUUCUAAGCCCACUGUGACCCUGCAGCCAUCCUGGACUCAGAUAUACAGCGGUGAGACAGUCACUGUCAGAUGUGAGAUUCAGGGAGGUGAAGGAGCUCAGUGGACGUAUGAAUGGAGACGAGGCCAGUCAAGGAUACGUUCAACAUCCAGCGAAUACACAACCAUCAGAGCUACUGAGUCUGACAGUGGAGGAUACAGCUGCCAGGGCAGAGCAGACAGGUUCUUCACAGAGUGGAGUGACAUCAUCACACUGACUGUAUCAUCUCCUCCUAAGCCCACUGUGACCCUGCAGCCAUCCUGGACUCAGAUAUACAGCGGAGAGACAGUCACUGUCAGGUGUGAGAUUCAGGGAGGUGAAGGAACUCAGUGGACGUAUGAAUGGAGUCCUGCCAUGUUAAACACACCUCCAACAUCCAGAGAAUACAGAAUAAUCACAGUUACUGAGUCUGACAGUGGAGGAUACAGCUGCCGGGGCAGAAGGGGAAGUUUCUACACAGAGUGGAGUAAAAGCAUCACAUUGACUGUAUCAUAUGAACCCUGUCCUGUCCUCACUGUGUCUCCAUCAUGGCUGAGUCCUGGAGCCUCAGUAACUCUGAACUGUGAGGUUGAACAUCCGUCUGCAGGAUGGAGCUUCUACUGGUAUAAAGCUGUUCCUGAUCUAUCAGAGAAAUCCUCCAGUUAUGAGCUGCUACCUGAUGGCAGUGGGACUGCACAGGACUCCUACAUCAUUCAUGGACAGACACACACAGCAGGAUAUGUGUGCAGAGCUGGAAGAGGAGACCCAGAGUAUCACACUGAUCACAGUCAACCGGAGUUUGUCUGGUCUGCAGAUGUUCAUUCAGCAGCGUCUCUCACAGUGAGUCCUGACAGAGUGCAACACUUCACCUCUGACUCUGUCUCACUGACCUGUGAGGGAAACUUCACUGAGUGGAGAGUGAGGAAGUUCUCUGAGGACGGCCGACUGUACUCUGACUGUAGGAGAAUGACUGGAUCCACAUGUAACAUCAACACAUCAAAGUCAGAUACUGGAGUGUACUGGUGUGAGUCUGGAUCAGGAGAGUUCAGCAGUGCAGUCAACAUCACUGUACAGAAAUAUUUUACUAUCCUGGAGAGUCCUGUUCAUCCUGUGACUGAGGGAGCUUCUGUUAGUCUGAGCUGCAGUUUGAGAACACAAAAAAUACUUUCCAAUGUGUUUUUCUAUCACAAUGACAAACUUAUUCAAAAUGAUACCCGAGGGGAGCUGAAGAUCUCUGCAGUGUCAAAGUCUGAUGAAGGUUUCUACAAGUGUCAGUACUCAGGAGAAGAGUCAGCACAGAGCUGGAUGUCAGUUAAAGUAACUGUGUCAGGAGCUGACAGCUCUUCAUCUCCUGUGUGGUUGAUGGUUGGACUGGUUUGUGGAGUCUCUCUCAUUAUUAUUCUCCUGCUCUUGUUGUAUCGCUGCAGACAGUCCAAGUAUUCCUGCUUCACCAGGUCGAUCCAGUCUGAGAGUCACAGUCCGGGCUCCUCCACAAAUCAUGGAGUCAACCAGAAUGAAACUCAUGUGUACAACUCUGUUCAUCCUGGUACCAAUCACAUCUAUGACUCAGUUACGCUGGUUGAAGACAACAGAAAUGGAUCAGAUGAACAUCAAGAUGUCACAUACGCUCUUAUUGAACUUAAAAACUUUGAAAAGAAGCGGAAGCAUCAUAAACCAGAGCAGAGUGCUGUUUACUCUGAGGUGAAGAUGGGAGCUGCAGAGGACAGUCUGAUGUAUGCUGAGGUCAAACGCCCCAAAAAAGAAAAAGCCAAGAAAAAAGCAGGAAAAUCAAGUCCUGCAGCUGAUGCAGCAGUUUAUUCUGAAGUCACAUUAGGAAGCUUUCCUGGUCAGUGAGGAGAGCUGCAGCAGCAAAGCCAAGAAGAAGCAUUUUAUGAAUCCACUGUUGCUCCUCUGCUGCCCAAAUAUCAGACAUGCUCAGUCUUUAGUUUUAAUGAUAUUGAAUAAUAACAUGAUAUAUAGUUGGUACUGUAUUUUAGCAUAAAGCACACAGAGAUGUGUCCUGUUUCAGAUUCAUGCUCUUUAUAUUUAGCUGAUAUUUUUAUUCAUUGUUGAGCUUUAGUGUAUCUCUCUUGUAUUUUAAUCUGAAGCUGUGAAUGUUAUUUUUUAUUUUAAUGUUUGCUGUUCUCACUUUU